UAGAUCCUUUUACACUCUAAAUAGAACAUAUUCUUAGUAGGACUAAGCGGCAUUUUUGUAAUCAGUUCGGCGUAUUGAGGACGGACAAACAAACCAAAUGAUAAAACUGUUUUAAAGAAGAAAGAGUCGCUCAGAGAAUUUGCUAUGGCUGGGAAGGUUGUAUUUGGCAAACUUCGAAACCACCUGAUUGGUACAGGUGUGGCUAUGGCAGGAUGGGUAGCUUUUUCCUAUGUUCCGAAUACAGUCGGAGUUAAGUAUGCAAAAAGAUAUAUUGAAGCCUACAGUCCGUAUUGUAAAAGUGUAUCUGCUGAACUAGAAACAGAAGACUUGUUGAAUGAGGUGAUACGAGAUAUAAAUGCUAGUCAGGCUAAACCAGUGAAGACAGAUGGUAUUGAGUUUUUACAGACAAAUCAGCUGUUUCCUGAGCCUUUCCACAAAGGCAAUUCAUCAACUGGUGCUUUUAUAGGUUUAGCGAUUGGUACGAGAUGUAAUGCGGAGGAUGUUUUCCACUACCACUGCCCUUCCGAAGUGAGCCCCGAGAUGGCUAAAUUCUGUCUACUAAGCCGGGAAGCAAAGAAGUUUAUAUUUGCUAGACAAAUAUGUUACGUUGAGGAUAGCUAUAUUCAGUUUCGUUGUUUACUUGGUCUCGGACUGAUUACAGCAGGUUCAUUUAUACAAUAUUUAUGUAAAUCAGCAUUAGACUCUUUACUUCAAAUGAAACUGAAUUUAGAGAUAAUUGAAGCAAAGGGAAAGUCAGAAGUUAUUGAAGACUUAAUUUUUUUCAAAAAGGCUAAAGCAAAGACACACCGAGUCUUAACCUUCUUCUUUGUGAGCAUUGUUGGUGUAUAUAUUUAUAGACUUUUGGAUGCUCAGUAUAAUUGGAUGCUGGAAAAAAAUGCGGAUGACAAAGUUGCACAUCUUGGACCUGAGUAUAGAGCAGGCGGUUUGCAGUUCUACGAGAAUGUUAUAGCAGGAAAUAUGUUUAACUACAAGCGAUUUGGUGAAGGUUGUGGGAUUGACUCCGAUGGGAAUAAAAUUCAGGGGAAAUAUGAGCUAAUUCCCAAACAUAUUCCAUUAACAGUGCGCUGUCAGUACUUUGCGAUGAUGGCAUCUCAGGAUAAGACCAAGGAUUCAACAGAACCAAAGGCUGCCAGCUGAGAAUUGUAGAAAAUUAAGAAGUACAGCUUACAAAAUGAGGAGACAAAACUUAAUGGAUAAAAACAAGACUAAUAUGCAUCCCCUUUCCUCAUCUCAAGCCCUCUGUCAUUAUUCCAAUGUAAAGGUUGUAAUGUAACCAUUCAAAAAAAACUGUUGACCUUUUUUUGUGAACAAAUUUUCACACUUAAUAUUGUAAAGACAUAGUAUUACAUUGUUACCAAGUUUCAUAUAAAACCAGUAAAAUGCCAGCUCUAAAGUAUUGAAAUUUCUUUUUCUAUAUAUUUUCAUUCAAAGCUGGUGACCAAAUUUUUUUUAUCUCAGAUUCAGAAGACUCAAUUUAUAAUUUGACCUUGGUUUGAUAAAGAUUCUGACUAUCUAUUCACCAUACAAGAGAUAUGUCCUUUAUUAACUUUAAAAGCACAAGAAAAAUUUUCAUGACACCCGACUUAUAGCUGGUAGGUUUACUAAGUUAUAUGAAGAAUAUGCAGGUUCUUCAGUUAAGGUUCUGUUUUAAAGAUGGUUUCUGUGGAUGUAAAAAUAUAUAAAAAAAUGCCCUUUCUGGUAGGGAACAUAUUUUUGUGCCCCCACUAUGAGUCUUGCCUGUCCUUCCAUCUGAAAAAUGUUUGUGACAAGCCUAGCUCAAAAUUAUUUGAUAUAAACUGAUGAAAACUUGCAUGAGUCUUUAUCAUGAUAUUAACUUGCACACCUCCUAAUUUUCGUCUCACUAAACCCUCUAUUUCAAGAGUUAUGACCCCUGAAAUACAUGUAGUAAAAAAUGCACAUUUUCACCUAAAGAUGUUCCUAGCUCAAAAACUAUUUUAUGUAAAUUCAUGAAACCUUGCAAGAGUCUUUAUCAUAUGACUUUGCACACUUGGCAUUCUUCUUGAGAAUUUAGUGCUAGUAACAGAGUUAUGCCCCUUGAAAUAGCCAAAAUAGUGGAUUUUUUGUUUGUGAUGCUCAUAGCUCAGAAAGUAUAUGGCCUAGAAUUAUGAAUCCUUUAUAUCAAAUGUUUGUUGAGGCUAUACCCUCUUAAGACUGCAAACAUCUGAAUUAUUGCCCCUUAUUUGCGACAAAUGUACAGUGGGGGCAAACCCUGUGUCCUACAGACACAUUCUAGUUCUAGGGAAUAAUGUUAAAUCUGCGGUCAUUGUCCAGCUUCGGUCGUUGUGCAUUGUCCGUCAACAAUUGCCUUGUUAACAUGCUAGAGGCCACAUUUGUGACCCAAUCUUUAUGAAACUUGGUCAGAAUGUUUGUCUUGAUGAUCUCUAGGUCAAAUUCGAAACUGGGUCAUGUGAAACUUGGUCAGAAAUUAUACCUUGAUGAUCUUUAGACCAAGUUCGAAUCUGGGUCAUGUGGGAUCAGACAAGGACAGAUCAAAAGAAAAUCGUGUUAAUACUCUAAUGACCUCAUUUUAUGUUUGAAACUCAUGAGAAUUGGUCAGAAUGUUUGUCUUGAUGAAAUCUAGGUCAAAUUCAAACAUGGGUUAUUUAGGGUCUAAAACUAGGUCACCCAGUCAAAUCAAAGAAAAACUCUGUGUGUGCAAAAGGCUGCAUUUUUGACUGGAUACUUGUGAAAUUUGAUUAGAAUGAUCUUCUUGAUGAAAUCUAGGUCAGAUUUGAAUAUGGGUCAUCUGGGAUCAAAAACUAGGUUACCGGGUCAAAUCAAAGAAAAACCUUGUGUAUGCAAUAGGGGCUGUAUUUUUCAUCUGAUAUGCAUAUGAAACUUGGUCAGAAUGUUUGUCUCCAUAAGAUCUCCGAUGAAUUUAUAUCCUGGUCACAUGGAUUCAAAAAUUAGGUCACUGGGUCAAAGCAAAGAAAAAGCUUGUUUACACUUGAGAGGCCACAUUUUUUGUUCAAUCCUAAUGAAAAUUGGUCAGAAUAUUUGUCUCCAUGAAAUCUCAGAUGUGUUAAAAGUUGGGUCAGAUUGGGUCAAAAACUAGGUAAAUAGGUCAGAUUGAAGAAAAAUCUUGUUUACACUCUAGAGGCCAUAUUUUUUCUCCAGUCUUCAUGAAACUUGGUUAGAAUGUUUAUCUCCUUGAAAAUGCAGCUGAGUUUGAAACUGGGUCAUGUUGUAUCAAGAACUGGGUCACUAGAUCAAACAUGUUUACACUGUUAUAGUGUGUUACUCAGGUGAGUGACCUAGGGCCAUCUUGGCCCUCUUAUUAUGAAAUUUAGAUCAUGUGCGAAACCUAGGUACCUGCAGACAAAAAUUAGGUGACUGGGUUUACUCAUGAUUUUUUUUUUUUACAUGACAACAGUCUGACCAUAUUUAAGAUAGAUCAGGUAGAAUAUAUAGUGCCUCUUUUCUUCACAAGAUAUUUCUUUGACUUGACCUAGUGACCUAAUUUUUGACAUCAGAUGACCCAGUUUUGAACUUCUAGAACAUUUAUCUAAAGAUGAUGUUUUUUUUAGUUACGAUUGUAAAACAGCGCUUUGGGAUAUUCCUAAGGGUUUUGUGAAUGGACAAUUUUUGUUUUCAGUCUUCACAAGUCUUAUGUAUGGUAGCCUGAAUUUUGGUAUACAGUUGAGUCACUGUUGCUUUGUCUGUGAGACUAUGUCAGAUCUGUUUUAAACAAACAUUGAAAUUGUGAACAAAGUGUUCAACUGGUAGAACAUAAAUUCUUACAGGAUUUAUUUGACCCAUAGGACAUGUUUUGAAUGUGAUUCUGUGAUAGAUAUUCUGAAAUGUUUGAAACAAAACAGUAACAUCAUAUUGUUGUAUGAAAGUAUAAAACUGCCAAUAUGUUCAUAAAAGCUUUAACAAGAUCAAUCAUGUAUUGUAGUUUAUCUUUUAUAAUGUUAGCUAUAAUUUUCUGUAUUUCUCCAUAUAUUUUUAGCUCACCUGAGCCAAAGGCUCACGGUGAGCUUUUGUGACUGCUCGAUGUCAUGUCGUCCAUCCGUCAACAAUUUCUAAAAAAAAUCUUCUUCGAAACCACUGGGCAGAUUUACACCAAACGUCACAGGAAUGAUCCUUGGGUGGCCCCCUUUCAAAAUUGAAUUCCACACACAACUCUUAUUGCCAUGGCAACCGAAAGGAAAAUCUUUUAAAAAAAAAUUCUCAGAAACUUUUAGCCGGAUUUCAAAUAUAUUUUGUUGAAAUUAUCUCUAGGUGACUCUCUACCAAAAUUGCUUAAGCCGUCCUGUUUUGAUAAAAAACAUGGCCGCCAGGGGGCGGGGCUUAUCUUCUCUCAAUGGCUAUAUUGUAAAUUUCAAAACCACUGGGUGGAUUUACACCAAACUUCACAUAAAUGAUCCUUGGGUAGCCUCCUUUCAAAAUUGCCAAAAGAUUUAAAAUCAGAACCUCGGGUGUUAAGUCGGCAAUUUUUAGUCCUUCUGUUGUGCUCUGUUUGCCUUUGUCAAUCUGUUUGUGAAUAUGUGCCAUACAUAGAAAUCUUUUAGUUACCAGAAAUCAUUGUAGAUUUCUUUGAACUUGGUCAGGUUAUUUACAGUGUAGGUCUUUUUUAAAGUUGGUCACUUACGUUACUUCCCACAUGGGCCAUAACACAUGAGUAAAGGUAAAACCACAAUCCAUAGUGUUCCAAAUCAUGUUGAUUAAAUAUAUCUACUUAUAAUGAUAUUUGUGAAACACUUCAGUUCUAAGUUCUAACAUUGUCCUAAGUAAGCUCCAUGAUACAGUCCUCUGGUCCGUCUACUACAGUGUGCUUUGUUAGCUCACCUGAGCAUUUUGUUCUCCGGGUGAGCUAUUGUGAUCGCUCGUCGUCCGUCCACACUUUCCUUAUAACAAUAUCUCUUCUGAAACCAUUUGGUGGAAGUUGAUAAAACUUGGCCUGGAUGUUCUUUGGAUGGUCCUCUUUCAAAAUUUGUUCAAAUGGUUCCGCUUGGUUGCACAUAGGGGCCGCCAGAGCUAAAAAUAGAAAUAAAUCUUCUAACAACAUCUCUUAAGCCGCUGGUCUGAUCUCAAAAUAAUUUCACACAAAUUGUCCUUAUGUAAUCCUCUGUCAAGAUUGUUCAGAUUAUUACGGUUCAUCAAAAACCGUGGCUGCCAGAGGGUUUGGUCACUUUUCCCUAUAUGUAUUUAGUAGAAACUUUAAAAAUCCUCUUUUUAUGAAACUGCUGGCCCGAUUUUGAAAUAAUUUCACACAAAUGGUCCUUGUAUCACCCUCUGCCAAGAUUGUUCAAAUUAUACCGAUUCCUCAAAAGUUAUGGCCGCCAGAGAGCGUGGUCUAUUUUCCCUAUAUGUAUUUAGUGGAAACUUAAAAAAUCUUCUUGUAUGAAACUGCUCACAUAAAUGGUCCUUGAGCUGGACAUUUCUCAUCUGACCUUCACCAAACUUGAACAAAAUGUGUUUGCCAGUAAGUCCUCAGCCAAGUUCGAUAACUAGUCAAAUUGGCCCAGGCACUUUGGAGUUAUGGCCCUUGAAACAUUGUUUUUGAUAAUCAAAGCACUGAAAGUCUGAUUGGGCUGUAUCGAAGCACUGAAAGUCUGAUUGGGUUGUAUCAAAGCACUGAAAGUGUUUGGGUGUUUUUGAUAAUCAAAGCACUGAAAGUCUGAUUGGGAAUUAAGAAUAUAUAGGGAGUAGGGUUUACGCUCGAACAUUUCUCAUCCGAUCAUAUACUUCUAUUCAGAUGACUAGGCAGUUGUGGGAGACAUGCGCUUUUCUCAAAAGCAGCUCUAAUUUAGUAGAAACUUUGACUGUUCAAGCAAGCAACUAAACUCAGGUGAGCGGUAUAGGGCCAUCAUGGCACCAGCCUGAAGGCCUAAAGCUGAGAAAUUGAACAUGUAGCAUUUUGUAGUAAUUCUCAACUAAAUCUGUUCAAAUCAUCCCCUGGGGUCGAAAUUGGCCCCACUAUAGGGUUCACUUGUUUUAAAUAGACUUACACUAGAAAACCUUUAAACUCCACUUGUCUUACACUUAGGGCACUUGCAAGCAGAUACUUGGCAUGUAGCUUUGGGUAGUUAUCCUUUUCCCUUUGUUCAAAUUAUGCUUCUGGGGUCCAGUUUGGCCCACCCAGGGUCAUUUGUUUAUCUAAAUCUUAUUAUCUAAAAUUUCGAGGCCUAGAGCUUAGAUAUUAGGCAUAUAGCAUUGUGUAGAGGUCCUAUCAAGAAACAUGGCACCCAUUUGAGCCAGGAGAGUGAUGUAGGACCAUCAAGGCCCUCUUGUAUAAUAAAUGUGAAGUACAGAUUUGCUGAUCUAAAUUGUGUAAUGAGCAUAAUUUUAUAUUUUUAUCCUACCUUCAUGUGAUAUAAAAGGCAAAAUCUAGUAUAAUAAAUUUUUAGGAUUU
Messenger RNA from Mercenaria mercenaria, 6400 nucleotides. RefSeq lists its product as uncharacterized. The record is from RefSeq and is a predicted model, not a curated record. Lineage: Eukaryota; Metazoa; Mollusca; Bivalvia; Venerida; Veneridae. The coding region runs from base 145 to 1158 and encodes 337 amino acids. The transcript is spliced from 4 exons.